Molecule: messenger RNA, 1733 nt
Organism: Scleropages formosus (Asian bonytongue)
Lineage: Eukaryota; Metazoa; Chordata; Actinopteri; Osteoglossiformes; Osteoglossidae
Product: serine/threonine-protein phosphatase PP1-gamma catalytic subunit-like
Exons: 7
Coding region: 166-1137 (323 amino acids)
Cellular component (GO): nucleus; cytoplasm
Molecular function (GO): protein serine/threonine phosphatase activity
Source: RefSeq, a predicted model, not a curated record
UGCGCCAGGGAGCGGCUCCCCAACGAGCGAGGACUCGUCCGAAGAGCGCGAGCGCAGCGGACACCCGCGGAAGGGACACUUGACUUGUGACUCGGAGGCCGCUUGGCUUGUCCAACUUGGACAUUUCUCACGUCCACGGUCCAGCUGCUCUUUGUGGACAGAACCAUGGCGGACGUGGACAAGCUCAACAUCGACAGUGUCAUUCAGCGCCUUUUGGAAGUGAGGGGUUCGAAGCCCGGGAAGAACGUGCAGCUGCAGGAAGGCGAGAUCCGCGGCCUGUGCCUGAAGUCGCGCGAGAUCUUCCUUAGUCAGCCCAUCCUGCUGGAGCUGGAGGCACCACUCAAGAUCUGCGGUGACAUCCACGGUCAGUACUACGACCUCCUGCGGCUCUUCGAAUACGGCGGCUACCCACCCGAGAGCAACUACCUGUUCCUGGGUGACUACGUGGAUCGGGGCAAACAGUCUCUGGAGACCAUCUGCCUGCUGCUUGCCUACAAGAUCAAGUACCCCGAGAACUUCUUUCUGCUGAGGGGGAACCACGAGUGUGCAUCCAUCAACAGGAUAUACGGCUUCUAUGACGAGUGCAGAAGACGUUAUAGCGUGAAGCUGUGGAAGACCUUCACAGACUGCUUCAACUGCCUCCCAAUCGCAGCCAUUGUGGAUGAGAAGAUAUUCUGCUGCCACGGAGGCCUGUCUCCGGACCUCCAGUCUAUGGAGCAGAUCCGGCGGAUCAUGCGGCCCACGGACGUGCCGGACCAGGGCCUGCUGUGCGACCUGCUGUGGUCGGACCCGGACAAGGACGUGCUGGGCUGGGGCGAGAACGACCGUGGAGUCUCCUUCACCUUCGGGGCUGAGGUGGUGGCCAAGUUCCUCCACAAGCACGACCUGGACCUCAUCUGUCGGGCCCACCAGGUGGUGGAGGACGGCUAUGAGUUCUUCGCCAAGCGGCAGCUCGUGACCCUGUUCUCGGCGCCGAACUACUGCGGCGAGUUUGACAACGCGGGCGCCAUGAUGAGCGUGGACGAGACCCUCAUGUGCUCCUUCCAGAUCUUAAAACCGGCGGAGAAGAAGAAGCUGAACGCAACGCGACCCGCCACGCCGCCGCGGAGCAUGGUCAUGAAACAGCCCAAGAAGUAGAGCGGUGGACACGGGACGCCCGACGCCGACGUUGUUUCGUUUGCUUCUUUCGCGGUUUCACACACUUUUAAUGCAUCUUCAGCCACGUUUCUUACCUGUUCACACGGACAGGACCCCUACUCCACUGUUCCUGUGUUUCCUUCGUCGCGGAGCGACGGAUUAAAUUACUCUUUUACUAUGAUCAGCGAGCACCCGGUUACCAUGUUUUACCACAUUUCAAAGAACAUGUUUCACUUGUAACCAAUGAGGUCCAAAGAAUAUUUCAGAAACAUGUUUUAAACAACUAUUUUUCCCCAAUUUGAGUGCCUCUCAGCCUUAAAAACUACACUGGGGAGCAGGAAAAAAUUUUUCCGUGUCAUGCAAACAAAAACCAGCGACUCCCGUAGUACUUUUUACACUGAAUUCGAAUAUUGCUCAGAAUUUCCCUAUCAGAGAAGGUUUUUGAGUCACGCGCAAUUUUAUCCAGUUUUUUAUUGGCUUUAUUCGCAGCAAAGGGCCAAACAACAUACAGACAGAAAUGAGGGAAACGGUAAAUAUGUCCACAUACCUGGAGCAAGGGCUCAGGGUCAAAAGGUUACAUUAUAUCACAGGUAUGA